Messenger RNA from Eleginops maclovinus (Patagonian blennie), 3540 nucleotides. RefSeq names its product cell adhesion molecule 3-like. The record is from RefSeq and is a predicted model, not a curated record. Gene Ontology annotation, molecular function: integrin binding. Bases 214 to 1254 code for a protein of 346 amino acids. Lineage: Eukaryota; Metazoa; Chordata; Actinopteri; Perciformes; Eleginopidae. Gene Ontology annotation, biological process: cell adhesion. The transcript has 5 exons.
ACUCUAGAGGCUAGUAUUAGGAAAUUACGAGGAGCACGUUAAUGCAUCACAACUGGAUAACGUUAGACUACUUGCGUGAUUUAAGACGUGAUCUCAUUCUUAGACGGUCACCAAGUGAAAGAGAAAGUGGCUUCGAGGAUCUCGGAUUUUGUCAACCAUAUUUGAGUUUUAUUUAGUCCUAAGAGUUGUUCUGGUUUGUACGACGGAGAAACCAUGAAGUGGUUCAUCGUUUUAAUCGUCCUUUUAACGUGUACAGGAAAGCCUGUGAGUUCCUCGUGUGAUAUCGAAGUGAGCCCUCCCAAAGUUGUGGUGAGAUUUGGAGAACCCUUCUCGCUCAACUGCAGCUCAACAUCCAACCAGAUCGACUCAAUGGGCUGGGAAGCCAUUUACGGUACCGGGACAGGACUACGCGAAGGGGUAUCUUCUGUUGCCUUAAAAAUAGACUCAGUGAAGGACUGGGACAUAGCACCUCAGUGCUUCGUCAAUCUCAGAAAUGAUCAACAGUGUUCACAAGUCAGACAAUUCACAGUUUACAAAAUGCCGGACGGUGCCUUCAUCUCUCAGCCAAAUCCAAUGGGCCCCAUGGUAGAGGGUGAAACGUAUCGCAUGCAUUGUGACAUUGUAAAUGUUGCACCAAUAAGAAACCUCUCUGUUGCCUGGCACAUAGGAAAUAGUAUAAUCCAUAAUGACUCCUUUAACAAUCCCACAAAAUUUCCAGUCAAUACUUUAUCUGUCUUAAAUCUGACUGCCCAAAGAGGCUAUAACGGAGCUCAGGUCUGGUGUGAAGCAAAGCUGUUAUUUUCGCCACCAAUUAAAAGCCUUCCCGUGAUCCAGUCAAAGCUUCACAAACUGAUUGUACUGUACUCGCCAGUCUUCGCCAAGCCCGAAAAUGAGACCCUUGAACUCACAGCUCAGAGUAAAAUCAUUUUGAAUUGCACUGCUACAGGAAACCCAAUGCCGGUAUAUAGCUGGGGUUUCGCACACCCAAUGCAACUGACAGAGAAGAAUCCAAAUGACAGUCAACCCAUUUUAACCCCAUCCAUCCAGCUUCCAGGGACCUACAACUGCACAGUGUCCAAUACCCAGGGCUCCAGCACCAAAUAUUUCACAGUCAAUGAACCUCCAAGUAACCACACUACCUUUGCAGCCGUGGUUGGAGGAUUUGUGUUCCUGGGAGCCGGGAUCUUCAUUUGCGGUCUCCUUUUUGUGAGACCUGAUGGCUCGUUUUCUUUCAGCAAAGCAGGCUAUCUCUAAGGACAGCCUGCCUCAUCAGUACCUGUAUGAGGCCAACUUUUUUUUUAAUGGGUUUACCUUGUAAGUGUAACAUUAUUGAGGUUUUUUGGUGCUUGGAUUAACAUAGUGCCCUGUCUCUUAAAGGCCUAGAGGUAUAAUCAGUUUGCUCGGCUAUUUUGUAGCGUCAUUAUCAUGCUUGGGUGCUGUAGCGUUGACAUUGCAUUGCUUCAGCUGUCUGUAAAGCUCAACUAAUCAAUAUUGCUAUACUAACAAAUGGUACAUUUACAUGCACUCACAAAAUCAGGUUACUUGGAGAAACCAGGAUAUCUUUGGUACACAUCUCACCUUUCAUCUUUCCACUGCUGCCAGUGACAGACUUUCCCUCUCUGAAGUGUCCUGCACCAAAGCUGACUCUAACCCAGGUUACUUACUAGAUGCAUGCAACCGCACUUCCUAAUCAAAUUACUGUUGAAACCAGGAGUAUUAACACCCAACUCUGCAGCUCUACAGAGCUUUUUAACUUCUUUAAGCUGUUUGUUUUGCCUUGUGGCUUGAACACUUGCUGUAUGUGUCAGUAUGAGUUACUCUAAGCCACCUUUUAUCAGCAGAAAGGUUUUUGUAGCAUCACUUCUGGUAAACCAAAUGCGUGCUACUUGUCCAACAUCAAAGCAAUAAUAUGUGGAAGGGAUGUGAGCAUGGAAGAGACACACAUUUUUCUAAGAAAUUAGUAUACACUUUAAGGUGGGGACUUGUAUAGAGCUUAUGGAACAAUAUUAGAAACAGUAGAUGUAUUACAUUUAGAAGGCCAAAGUCAAUGUGCCAAAUUGUGGUAGAGUUCCUCUGCCUCCAAGUGGUUGCUUUGCAUUUGGCAGUCUGUAGCUGCAGCCCUCUUCUCUUAUAACUUAAACAAACUAAUGAUACGAGUUGCACUAGUGGAUACUGCUGAAUGGUACUGACUCAACAACCAUUGUUGCCUUAUUACUUGCAUUAUGGCUUGAUUUCUAUCCUUUAUUCAACCAACCAAACAAGACCAAACUUUUUAAAGUUUAUCUGUUCUACAUGAUGUUUUUAUCCACACAGGUAAAGAGUCACUUCAUACUUUCCAAACAGUACAAUAUGGUUACUGUUAUUACUUUAGUGCCUUUUUUUUUUGUAUGUAUAAAUUGUGCCAAUUAAUGUUCUGUAAAAUAUGUUUUGCCAAAUAUUUCUUUAAAAUAUGCGCUGGUACAGCUCUGGAAUGUUGGAUUAUUUUUGCACUGAAAAGACUGACAAUGCAAUUUCUGUGACGUGCCUACAAUUUCAUAUGAUAAAGACAAGGGAUCAGAUGCUUUUUUUUAAAUAAAUGACGUGACUGUGAGCCACUAAAUCCUGUUUGAAAAAAACCCAAAAGUCUGUUCUUCCUUAUUAGCCUCUGGUAUCAAAGACAAAAUGUGUAAAAUAAGGGACAUUUUGAAUGAUAGAAGGUGUUUGAAAUGGAAAAUAACUGAUUAUUUGAUCCAAAAUGUUAAUUUCCCCAAAUCCUAAGGCUGAAUGAGGCAUAGAUGGAAAUCCCCUGGAUGGCUCACUCUCUCUUUGGCUUACAUUAUGCAGUGCUGAGGCUGCCAUACUAAUCAGUAUUGCACAAAGUCAAUGUAAAGGAGAGCAUUUGUUAUCCUGCCUAUGGUUGCCAAUAUAAACGUUUUAUUUAUUUUUUAUUUUUUUAAGUAUGCUCCUUAUGUUCAGUCCUUGUCUUUUUCACUAAAGGUUUAGCAAGAAACCACUGUUUGUUAAUGCUCUGACUGUGUUGCUAUAACAACCUGGCAGAGUGGAUAUUGCUGAAUUUGUCAAGGAGUUAAAAAAAAAAGUUUAUUAUAGAAACACAAGCUGAACAUAAUUCUCUAGGGAACUUGAAGAGAGAGCAGCAUAUUGAAAGUGAAGCAUGAACUUUAAUCUGUACAUUGAGAGUCCCAGCUGUGCUCUCCAUGAACACACCAAAGAGCAUCCGAUUACUUACUCACUUGUACUGCGGUUGCGUCAGAGCGGAUCUGCUGUGUUGCAUUCUGGUCACAGUGUGAGGCUUACAAGCUACAUGCUGUACCAAUACUCCUGCCUGCUGGGAUUUCACAAAGCAUAGAGUUCAGAAGCAAGAGGAUACAAGAAUGCAAGCAGAACUGAAAACAGGCUGUUGUUCACAGACAGUCAUGAUGGCCGAAAUUACAGAUCAAAUCGCUGGUUGGAAAGUGGUCACACCUAAGGCUGGAAUGUAGAAAGUAUCAAAACGAAACAUCAACCCUUGACUAAAUGAAAUAAAGUUCAGAUUCAUGUGGA